AUGGAGAAGGAGAACUCCGCAUCGGGCGGAGGCGGCGGAGGUGGCGGAGGUGAAGCGGCGGCCACGGCGACUCCGGGCGCCACCUCCGCCUCCGAGAAACUCCAGGCGGACCAGGCCAAUCCGUUGCUCGAUCCGACUGCGCUCUUCGGUGCGUAUUGGCCGCGGGGCGACAGUGCAGCAUCGUCGCUUUUCGGCGGGAUGCCCGGUGGAUAUGGGCUGGGGGCCCAUCAUUUGCCAUCGGCUUACGCCAUCCUGGGCCGAGGUGGCUCUGCUCCCGGUUUUGGGGGCCACACGCCUGCGUCCGCGCCACCGCCACCCCCAUACUCACACAGCAGCCUUGGCACUUUGAGCGUGGCCGCCAGUCAAGCCGCGAGUUUAGGAAUUAAUCCCGCGAGCGCGGCAUGGUGGACGAUGGCCUCGCACCUGGCGGCACAGGACUACCUCGCGAGGUUACAAGGAGCGGCAGGACUACCCGGGUUUCCGCCUGGCGCCGAGAGCCUCCUGCCGCCCUAUCCUGCCUCUCUACUUAAUCCCCCGUCCCUUUCGUCCCACAAGUCUAGUAAGUCUAAGUCAAGCAAAAGUCACAAAGCUGCUGCGGCGGCUGCAGCAGCGGCAGCGGCGAACAGCAGUAGCAGCAGCAGCAGCAGCUCGACGACGCCGAGCAUCAUGACGAGCAGCAGUAUGCCGGUCUCGACGCAGGCACCGGUCACGUCCUCUCAUCACAGCACAUCGGCCAGCAGCACGACGAAUUCGCAAACGAACGUCGUCAGUUCAGCGAAAGAGGGCAGCGAUCCUAGCAGUAUACUUGGAGGUGUUCGGCUGCCUCCCGACACAGAGAUCAUCAAGUACACGUCGAGCAUAGUCGGUCCAAAGGUUCCUGGCACAACGAACCGCGGCAGAAAGAAGACCAUAUCCUUGGACACGCCGAGCGUGAGCGUCCAUCCGCCUCCGGUACCUGCUCUAAGCGCUCAUCAAACGAACACGACGACAGCGUCGUUGAUGAUGGAACCCAGAAAGUACAACCGUUCAGGGACCGAAUCGAACGACUACAGAGAACCGGUAGAUCGUGUAGAAGUGAUUAAGCUACCGGCACACUCGACCAACGGUUCCGUAUUACCGGCGCCGACGUCGUACACGACUACAAACGCGAACAGUUCGAACGAUUCGGACGCGCCGCUGAAUCUCUCCCUGAAACCCGCGACGACGAGCAGUAGCUCGCCGAUCUCCAGCAGUCAGCCUCUCAGUCAGCUCAGCAAUCUGAGCCAGUCGUUACUAGCCUCCGAUCGAACAUCGAGGCGAAAACCGGGCCCGAAACCGCGACGGGUGCCGCAAAACUCGGUGCCGGUGCCUGCGUCUCCUAGUCCAUCGUUGGCGCAGCUGUUUGCUGCCGCGGACUCGCCGCAACGGCCGAGCAGCGGCAGCGAGGAGAGCGAAAGCGCGAGCACCACCCAUCACAAGGACGGCAGACCGAGAAACCUGGGUCGUGGCGUGUCAAAACCGAAGAAGAACACGGUCGCCUCGCUGCUGGCUCAGAGCAGAGCCUUGGGUAUCAAGCCUACGCCCACCUUGGACCCGAGCGUGCCAUUGUCCCACCAAGUCUCAUUGCUGAGGUCGAACAUCCUCGCCGCUCAGCUGCACGCCUCCGCGACCGGCCAGGGGGACGACAAGAAUCAGCGGUCUUUGCAGGAGAAGAUGAAGAACAAGCUGCUCGAGGUGUCCGGCGAGGAGAGCAACAUGGACGUGACUAGCGAAAGCGGUAGUAACACCGACGCGGUGACGGACACCGACGACGACAACACGGACGGUGUGUCGAGCGCGAAGAGAAGAAAGGUGAAACCCAGCGAGAGGGAUCUUCAGGUGCCUCUGGACCGUGGUUGGAAACGGGAGACGGUGAUCAAGGGAUUAGGAAAAUCAGGGGUGAUAAAGGGUGACGUGUCUUACUAUAGUCCUUGCGGAAAGACGUUCAGGAGCAGUCCGGAUCUGGCGAAGUUUUUGGAGCAACAGAAUCCGCCGGAGUUGACGACGGCGAACUUUUCGUUCUCGUCCCGUCCUUUGGUGGGUGAGUUUCUGCAGCCGACGAUGGGCCUCGCGGAGGCGGAAUUCGUUAGGCUGGGCGCUCAGGAAGUGGCCAGGAGAUUGGAGGAGCUCAGGGCCGCGGGUGGCUUCAGGGACGUGCGGGUGAACAAUCAGUACGAACGGGAGAAGCUCGCGUACGCGAAGAAAUUGGCGAAGGAGGAGGCGCAGCGGCACAAGGAGCAGGCUAGACUGAUCAAGGAACAGGAGAAAUCGGAGCGUCAGGAGGCGGUCAGACGGGAGCGGGAGAUACGAAAUCAGCAGCUACUCGAGGCCCGGAAAAAACGGCAGGAAGAGGUGGAGAAGAUACGACUGGAAGAGCAACAACGGAAGCAACAGGAACGAGAGCUGAAGCGGCAACAGGCGGUGAUGUUAAAGGAACAGAUGUACAUGCAGGAGCUCACCAAGCAGCGCGAGAUGCUCUACACCGUCGAGCUGGAGAGGGAGAGAAGGAGACAGCACAUGGCGUUGGUACGAGCGUUGGAAAAUCGUCGGAAGAUGGAGGAAAGGGAGAAGAAACGGCUCGAGGCGAGGGCCGAACGAAUAGCAUCGAAAGAGAAACGCGCUGAACAGAGGAAGAUGGAGAUGGAAUUGAUCGAGCAGAUCCGGAAACCCGUCGAAGACAUGGAGCUGACAGAUCACAGACCACUGCCAGAAUUGAAAAGAUUACCUGGACUGAAGCUAUCCGGCCAAGCUUUCUCGGACAUCGUCAUGGUGUUCGAGUUUUUGCAUAAUUUCGGCGAAACCUUGGGCUUUGACAUGGACUCCCUGCCGAGUUUAAAAAGUCUUCAGCUGGCGCUUCUGAACGACGAAGAAGCGGAAGAAGAGAUGCUCUCCGUGAUGACCCACCUGCUUGUGUGCGCCAUAGAGGAUCCUGGUAUCCCCCAGCCAGCGAGACAUACGACAGGACUUGGACAAAGCCUGCGACAGGCGGACAUAACCCACGCGAACAUCAGCGAAGUAUUACGGAUCUACUUGUACGCGAACGCGACCGGCGAGGUGAAAGCAUUGACCGGUGUAUGCCUUGAACGGGAACGCGACAAGAAGUUUGCCGAUCAUCAUCAGAACGGUGGCGACUAUCCGUCCACCGGUUCGGGGAAGAACGCUCAAUUUUACGAACACCUGCACAACAACGAGACCUGGAAGAUGUCCGAGAGGCUGAGGGACAAACCGUUCCUCGCGCUUAACCCGACACACAAAUCCCAGAUGCUCGCGUUCCUCUGCAACGAGCUGCUGCAGAACAAGGCUGUGAUCAGACAGAUUGAAGGAAGCUUGGAGACGGUGGCUCAACUUAGGAAGGAGAGAUUCGUUCUGGACACCAAGAUCAGGAAACUCAGACAGUUACACAGCCGGAAGGUCCGAAUGGAAGCGGUCGGCGUGAUCGUGAACAAAAGCGGCGAUACCAUUACCAUAGAGAAGAAAGAAGUGGAUGAAGAAGGUAACACGACGUCGACGGCUGUGGGAACGACACCCACUCCCGAUGAAAUUCAUCAUGAAGACGAGGUGGAAGACAUGUCUGAGAACGAAAGCGAGGGAACACAGCCAGAGGAGGAGGAAGACAAAAAUUUAUCGGGCGAAGAGCUAGGCAAGAAACUGGAUAAGCUACUGAAGCAAUCGGAGGAGCAGCUACAGAAGCUGAAUAGUUCCUCGAAACAGUUACGAGCACACAUAUUCGGCCAGGACAGGUACUGGAGAAGAUACUGGGAGCUGGCAUGCGCGGGCGGCAUCUUCGUCGAGGCUAUGGAGAGUGCUGAACCGGAGAUCCUCGAGCUGCAGGCGGAAUUGGACGAAAAGUACAAAAACAUGCCGGUCGACGAGAAACCCGAGACGAAGCAAGAGGACACCAAAGGGAAUUCCGAGAACAGGGAGAACGAAGCCCCGAAUGAUGUGAAAGAGGAGAAGAAAUACAACAUGAACGAUCAGGAAGCGGACGUCAAGCCGUACGUAGAGAAAAUGAAGUGCGAAGUGGAGGACGUUAACUGCAAGAAGGAACACGUGCAGAAUUGUGGUUCGGAGAAUUCAACGAAUAUCAAGGAGGAGAAGAAACACGAAAUGGAUGGUAUGACCGACGCCAAGACUAACGUUACGUCGGAGGAAAUUAAGCAGGAGACAGAAGUGGUCAACAUGGACGUGGACGUAAAGGUCGAGGAAACGAAGAAGGAGAACGAAGAUACGGACGAGGACAUGAAACCCGUGAAGAUGAUGGAGGAUAAAAUCGUCGAGACGAUUCCUAACGGCGACAAGUUCAAUCACAUUAACAAUCUUCAUAACGGGAAAGAACUAAACGGCACGUUCAUUUCUAAUAACAGCAACGAGUCCAAUUGGUUCUCGAUCCUGCCACGCGAGACUUGCGACACUCCAGGGCCGAGUACGAAACAGAUCUUUGGGAUCGCUGAACCAACCGAGCUGAGAAUACCAGUUUUCCCGCCACCGGCCAGUCCGAAUUACGACAGAUGCGACAGUCCAGCGCCUCUGAUCCUAACCCAAGACGAGGCGGUGCAGCUGGAAUACUUAAAAGUGCACGGUCUGCCGCCUCCUGGAGAAGCUAAGCCUGUAUCGCAAGAUUUACGAUACGGUUGGUGGAGAAUAACGGACGUUGAUACAUUUCAAGAGCUGUUGGAACACCUUCAUUCUCGCGGUGUUCGCGAAAAGGAAUUAAAACGUACAACGUGGGCGACGAUGGAAUCGUUCCUCGCCGUCACAGGCAGAAUCAACGUUGAUCCUGGCAAUUUCACCGCCACUGAACUUCAAGCGACACCGGACGAACCCGACACACCGAUUCCGAAACCAGAUAACCCAGAAAUUUGGAGCGAGCAGGUCGCGUUACGUGUUGACGCGCAGCUUUUGGAGCAGGUCGAGGCUCUCGAGGACAAAGUUGCCAACGCCAGCAUGCAGGUCAAAGGCUGGAAGCUUCCUCCGCGGGCGGGAACCGAGGAGGCUGAGGAGAUUGAGAAGCUGAACGAGAUGGAGAAGAUCAGUGCUGUCGAGCAGGCACGGCAGAGGUUACUCUCUUUGGAAGCCGCGAUAGAGAGGAGAUACUUGAAGCCACCACUGGGCGUUUGCACGGGAGAUCCGAACUUGGCAGCUCUGAAGGCGGAACAAGCGGCGGCCGCGAACGCGAACGCGAAUAACUCGGAUCAAAGCAACCAGACACCGGCGCCGCAAGAGGAGACAACACCAAGAGGGCUGAACAACUGGCGCGAGGCGACAGCUCGAGCCCACACGUCGGCUCAGCUCGCCAUGGCGCUAUACAUGUUGGAGGCCAGCAUCGCCUGGGACAAGAGCAUCAUGAAGGCUAACUGCCAAUUCUGUCACAGUGGAGAUAACGAAGACAAGUUGCUACUGUGCGAUGGCUGUGACCGUGGCUACCAUACUUACUGCUUCCGUCCAAAAAUGGAAAACAUUCCUGAUGGUGACUGGUAUUGUCACGAGUGCAUGAACAAAGCAACAGGAGAACGAAACUGUCUGGUAUGUGGAAAGAGAGUUGGUAAAAACUUAGUGUUAUGCGAACUCUGUCCACGGGCUUACCACACCGACUGUCACAAUCCUGUAAUGCCAAAAAUGCCAAGGGGAAAAUGGUAUUGUUCUAAUUGUCACAGUAAACAACCAAAGAAGAGAAAUAGUAGUCGAAGGAGUCAUACCAAAGGGGGAGGCACCAGAGAAAGUGAAAGUUCUGAUCAUCCACCAGCUAGUCCAACGCCGUCAACGGCAUCGAACACGCACGUAGAGGACGUCAGUUCGUCGGAACCGGCAACCCCUACCGCGUCGCCACGGAAGGAGGGGAACAAUAGGACGCUCACGAAGAAACAGCAACGAGAGUUGGCUCCGUGUAAGGUGCUACUCGAACAGUUGGAGCAACAGGACGAGGCCUGGCCGUUUCUCUUGCCGGUGAACACCAAACAGUUCCCGACCUACAAGAAAAUCAUUAAAACGCCCAUGGAUCUCAGUACGAUCAAGAAGAAAUUGCAGGACUCCGUGUACAAGUCUCGCGAUGAGUUUUGCGCCGAUGUCAGACAGAUGUUCAUCAACUGCGAGGUAUUCAACGAGGACGACAGUCCUGUGGGAAAGGCCGGUCACGGGAUGCGCAGUUUCUUCGAAAUGCGUUGGACCGAGAUUACCGGGGCGCCACCACCGCACCCGCAAACGCAUAGCUGAGGCUCGGUUCGAUCUCGCAACACCUGCAACAGUUUCGCCCACUUCUACUACUAGAAGAAGGGGGUGCGUAGAGAGAGAGAGAGAGAGAGAGAGAGAGAGAGAGAGAGAGAGAGAGAGAGAGAGAGGCGCGCCGCCCAUCUUUCUGGAGGAAGG
Dufourea novaeangliae is the source of this 6381-nucleotide messenger RNA. Its product is annotated as bromodomain adjacent to zinc finger domain protein 2B. The transcript is spliced from 27 exons. Lineage: Eukaryota; Metazoa; Arthropoda; Insecta; Hymenoptera; Halictidae. Gene Ontology annotation, molecular function: protein binding; DNA binding. The coding region runs from base 1 to 6228 and encodes 2075 amino acids. The record is from RefSeq and is a predicted model, not a curated record.